Eriocheir sinensis (Chinese mitten crab) is the source of this 7806-nucleotide messenger RNA. It is a transcript of the gene Prp8, whose product is annotated as pre-mRNA-processing-splicing factor 8. Bases 162 to 7289 code for a protein of 2375 amino acids. Gene Ontology annotation, biological process: spliceosomal tri-snRNP complex assembly; mRNA splicing, via spliceosome. Gene Ontology annotation, molecular function: U6 snRNA binding; pre-mRNA intronic binding; U1 snRNA binding. Gene Ontology annotation, cellular component: catalytic step 2 spliceosome; U5 snRNP. The record is from RefSeq and is a predicted model, not a curated record. Lineage: Eukaryota; Metazoa; Arthropoda; Malacostraca; Decapoda; Varunidae. The transcript has 8 exons.
UGCGAGCUAUUUUCCGACUGCGAGAUAACUCCUACAACAGCUGCAGCCAUCUUGUCAACACGCCGCCUCAUGAGUCUGGCGGGGAGUGUUUAAUUUGCUCGCCUUUGUGGUGCAGGAGGCGGGAAGCACAUGUUCGGCGGCCCGUAGGAGACGGGUAAACGAUGGCGCUGCCACCGUACCUCAUCCCGGGCAGCCCAUGGGCUUACAUGGCGCAGCAGCAAGCCCAGCUUGCUGCUGCCCAGGCCCAGGCUGCCCAUGCACAGAUGCAUGCACACUUCCAGGCACAGGCGCAGGCCCACACUGCUCAGGCACAGGCCAUCCCUCGCCCACAAGCUGGUCCACCCCCUGUUGAGAAUGUGUCUCUGGAAAAAAUGCAGGAGAAAGCCAGAAGAUGGCAGCAGCUGCACAACAAGAAGUAUGCCGAGAAGAGGAAGUUUGGGUUUGUGGAUGUGCAAAAGGAGGAGAUGCCACCAGAACACAUACGCAAAAUUAUCCGGGACCAUGGAGAUAUGUCAAGCCGCAAAUACCGACAUGACAAGCGUGUGUACUUGGGUGCCCUUAAGUUCAUGCCCCAUGCUGUACUCAAGCUGCUGGAAAACAUGCCCAUGCCCUGGGAGCAGAUCAGGGAUGUGCAGGUGCUGUAUCACAUCACGGGUGCCAUCACCUUUGUCAAUGAGAUUCCGUGGGUGAUCGAACCUGUGUACAUCUCUCAGUGGUCAACAAUGUGGAUGAUGAUGCGCAGGGAGAAAAGAGAUCGUCGUCACUUCAAGCGUAUGAGGUUCCCACCCUUUGAUGAUGAAGAACCACCGCUGGACUUUGCUGACAAUGUGCUGGAUGUGGAGCCCCUUGAGGCAAUCCAGAUGGAGUUGGACCCAGAAGAGGAUGUGGAGGUUGCAGAAUGGUUCUAUGAGCACAAGCCCCUGAUUGACACCAAGCAUGUCAAUGGCCCCACCUACCGCAAGUGGCGCCUCACGCUGCCACAGAUGGCAACGCUGUACCGCCUGGCCAACCAGUUGCUAACAGAUGUGUCUGACAACAACUACUUCUACUUGUUUGAUCUCAAAUCUUUUUUCACAGCAAAAGCUUUAAACAUGGCCCUGCCUGGUGGUCCUAAGUUUGAGCCGUUGAUCAAGGACAUGAACCCAGCUGACGAGGACUGGAAUGAAUUCAAUGACAUAAACAAAAUCAUUGUGAGGCACCAGGUGCGGACUGAGUACCGCAUUGCCUUCCCCUACUUGUUCAACAACAUGCCACAGUAUGUGCACCUGAGCUGGUACCACACCCCUGUUGUGCUCUACAUCAAGACAGAGGACCCAGAUCUGCCUGCAUUCUACUUUGAUCCUCUUAUCAAUCCCAUCUCCCACCGCAACACUGUCAAGGGAGAGGUGCUGCUGCCUGAUGAUGAUGAGGACUUUGAGUUGCCAGAAGAUGUUGACUCCCUGCUUAAGGAGUGGCAGUUAUAUGAUGAUGCAACAGCUAAUGGUAUAGCCUUGUUGUGGAGCCCCCGGCCCUUCAACAUGCGCUCAGGCACCAUGAGGCGGGCCAUUGAUGUGCCCUUGGUGAAAAUGUGGUAUAGAGAACACUGUCCACCUGGCCAGCCUGUGAAGGUCCGUGUGUCUUACCAGAAGCUGCUGAAAUACUAUGUUCUCAAUGCCUUGAAGCACCGCCCUCCAAAAGCCCAGAAGAAGAGAUACCUCUUCCGCUCAUUCAAGGCCACUAAGUUCUUCCAGACAACAACACUGGACUGGGUGGAGGUGGGACUGCAGGUGUGUCGGCAGGGCUACAACAUGCUGAAUCUCCUCAUUCACCGCAAGAAUCUGAACUACCUCCACUUGGACUACAACUUCAACCUGAAGCCAGUCAAGACUCUCACAACCAAGGAGCGUAAGAAGUCCAGAUUCGGCAAUGCUUUCCAUCUCUGCCGUGAGAUCCUGCGCCUGACAAAGCUGGUUGUGGAUGCCCAUGUGCAGUACAGGCUCAACAAUGUUGAUGCCUUCCAGCUGGCAGAUGGCCUCCAGUACAUAUUUGCCCAUGUUGGACAGCUGACUGGGAUGUACCGUUACAAGUACAAGCUCAUGAGACAGAUCCGCAUGUGCAAGGAUCUCAAACAUGUGAUCUACUACAGGUUCAACACUGGACAAGUGGGCAAAGGUCCUGGUUGUGGCUUCUGGGCCCCAGGAUGGAGGGUGUGGCUUUUCUUCAUGAGAGGCAUCACCCCCUUGCUGGAGCGCUGGCUUGGGAACCUCCUCUCACGUCAGUUUGAGGGUCGACACAGCAAGGGUGUCGCCAAGACCGUCACCAAGCAGCGUGUGGAGUCGCACUUUGACCUUGAGCUCCGUGCUUCUGUCAUGCAUGACAUCUUGGACAUGAUGCCUGAAGGUAUCAAGCAAAACAAGGCUCGCACCAUCCUUCAGCAUCUGUCUGAGGCCUGGAGGUGCUGGAAGGCCAACAUCCCAUGGAAGGUCCCUGGCCUCCCCACCCCAAUUGAGAACAUGAUCCUUCGCUAUGUCAAGAUGAAGGCUGACUGGUGGACCAACACAGCUCACUACAACCGUGAGCGCAUCCGUCGUGGUGCAACUGUAGACAAGACGGUCUGUAAGAAAAACAUGGGGAGGCUCACCCGCCUGUAUCUGAAGUCAGAGCAGGAACGUCAGCACAACUACCAGAAGGAUGGCCCAUACAUCAGCCCUGAGGAAGCUGUGGCGAUCUACACCACCACUGUACAUUGGCUUGAGUCACGCCGCUUCGCCCCUAUCCCCUUCCCGCCACUCUCCUACAAGCAUGACACCAAGCUGCUCAUCCUGGCAUUGGAGAGGCUGAAGGAGGCAUACAGUGUCAAGUCUCGCCUCAACCAGUCACAGAGAGAGGAACUGGGAUUGAUUGAACAGGCCUAUGACAACCCCCAUGAGGCUCUGUCCCGCAUCAAGCGUCACCUCCUGACACAAAGAGCUUUCAAAGAAGUUGGCAUUGAGUUCAUGGAUCUCUACAGCCACCUGAUCCCUGUGUAUGAUGUGGAGCCUCUUGAGAAGAUAACAGAUGCAUACCUAGACCAGUACUUGUGGUAUGAAGCUGACAAACGUCGCCUCUUCCCCCCUUGGGUUAAGCCUGGAGACUCAGAGCCUCCACCAUUGCUGGUGUACAAGUGGUGCCAGGGUAUUAACAACCUUACAGAUGUCUGGGAUACUGCAGAUGGGGAAUGCAAUGUAAUGCUGGAGUCCAAGUAUGAGAAGCUGUAUGAAAAGAUUGACUUGACAUUGCUCAACAGACUGCUUCGACUCAUUGUCGACCACAAUAUUGCUGAUUACAUGACGGCCAAGAACAACGUGGACAUCAACUACAAGGACAUGAACCACACCAACCGUUAUGGCAUCAUCCGAGGUCUACAGUUUGCAUCCUUUAUUGUCCAGUACUAUGGCUUGGUGAUGGACCUGCUUGUGCUGGGUCUGAAGCGCUCAGCAGACAUGGCUGGACCCCCACAGAUGCCCAAUGACUUCCUCAAUUUCCAGGAUGUGGCCACAGAAACCCAGCAUCCCAUCCGCCUCUACUCACGCUACAUUGACAGGAUCCAUAUCUUUUUCCGGUUCAGUGCUGAGGAGGCAAAGGAUCUCAUCCAGAGGUACUUGACUGAACACCCAGAUCCUAACAAUGAGAACAUUGUGGGAUACAACAACAAAAAGUGCUGGCCAAGAGAUGCCCGGAUGCGCCUCAUGAAGCAUGACGUCAACCUGGGCCGAGCUGUUUUCUGGGACAUCAAGAAUCGGUUGCCGCGCUCUGUCACUACUGUCAACUGGGAGAACUCAUUUGUCUCGGUUUACUCAAAGGACAACCCCAACCUUCUCUUCAACAUGUCUGGGUUUGAGUGUCGCAUUUUACCCAAGUGCCGCAUGACUCAUGAGGAAUUCAAGCACAGGGAUGGUGUCUGGAACCUGCAGAAUGAGGUGACCAAAGAAAGGACCUCCCAGUGCUUCCUGAGGGUGGAUGAUGAGUCAAUGCAGAGGUUCCAUAACCGUGUGAGACAGAUCCUCAUGGCCUCUGGGUCAACAACUUUCACAAAGAUUGUCAACAAGUGGAAUACAGCUCUGAUUGGCCUCAUGACUUACUACAGAGAGUCUGUAGUUAACACACAGGAACUUCUGGACCUGCUGGUGAAAUGUGAAAACAAGAUUCAAACACGUAUCAAGAUUGGCUUGAACUCAAAAAUGCCCUCAAGGUUCCCCCCUGUAGUUUUCUACACCCCAAAAGAGCUGGGAGGCUUAGGUAUGUUGUCCAUGGGUCAUGUCCUCAUUCCUCAGUCAGAUCUUCGUUGGAGUAAGCAGACUGAUGUGGGUAUCACUCACUUCAGGUCUGGCAUGAGCCAUGAUGAAGAUCAGCUCAUUCCCAAUUUGUACAGAUACAUCCAACCGUGGGAGACAGAGUUCCUUGACUCUCAGAGAGUGUGGGCCGAGUAUGCCCUCAAGAGACAGGAAGCAACAGCACAGAAUCGCAGACUCACCCUGGAGGAUCUGGAGGACUCAUGGGACAGAGGGAUUCCCAGAAUCAACACACUCUUCCAGAAGGAUCGUCAUACCCUUGCCUAUGACAAAGGGUGGCGUAUCCGAACAGAGUUCAAGCAGUAUCAAGUACUGAAACAAAAUCCUUUCUGGUGGACACAUCAGCGCCAUGAUGGAAAGUUGUGGAAUCUGAACAACUACAGGACUGACAUGAUCCAGGCCCUUGGAGGUGUUGAGGGCAUCCUUGAACAUACCCUCUUCAAGGGCACAUAUUUCCCUACUUGGGAAGGUCUCUUCUGGGAGAAAGCUUCAGGAUUUGAGGAGAGUAUGAAGUACAAAAAGCUGACCAAUGCCCAGAGGUCAGGUCUUAACCAGAUCCCCAACCGUCGUUUCACCUUGUGGUGGUCGCCCACCAUCAACAGGGCAAAUGUGUAUGUAGGUUUCCAGGUACAGCUUGACCUGACUGGUAUCUUCAUGCACGGCAAGAUCCCCACUCUAAAGAUUUCCCUUAUUCAGAUUUUCCGUGCUCAUUUGUGGCAGAAAAUCCACGAGUCUGUUGUCAUGGAUCUGUGUCAAGUCUUUGAUCAGGAAUUGGAUGCUCUGGAAAUUGAGACUGUGCAGAAGGAGACUAUCCAUCCUCGAAAGUCUUACAAGAUGAACUCAUCCUGUGCUGACAUUCUUCUUUUUGCUGCUUACAAGUGGAACUACUCCAAGCCUUCACUACUGGCAGACUCCAAGGACACUAUGGAUGGCUCUACCACACAGAAGUACUGGAUUGAUGUCCAGCUUAGGUGGGGUGACUAUGACUCGCAUGAUGUUGAGCGUUAUGCCAGAGCAAAGUUCUUGGACUACACUACUGAUAACAUGUCACUGUAUCCAUCUCCAACAGGUGUUUUGAUUGCCAUUGACUUGGCAUACAAUCUUCAUAGUGCUUAUGGCAACUGGUUCCCAGGAGCCAAACCCUUGAUACAGCAAGCUAUGGCAAAGAUCAUGAAGGCCAACCCAGCCUUAUAUGUGCUCCGUGAGCGUAUACGUAAGGGUCUUCAGCUGUAUUCUUCUGAACCUACUGAACCAUACCUUUCCUCCCAAAAUUAUGGUGAACUCUUCUCUAAUCAGAUUAUUUGGUUUGUGGAUGACACUAAUGUGUACAGAGUCACAAUCCACAAAACCUUUGAAGGUAACCUGACAACCAAGCCCAUCAAUGGCGCCAUCUUCAUCUUCAACCCUCGAACGGGUCAACUCUUCCUCAAGAUCAUUCACACCUCUGUUUGGGCAGGUCAGAAACGUUUAGGUCAGCUGGCCAAGUGGAAGACAGCUGAGGAAGUUGCUGCUCUUAUCCGGUCUCUCCCAGUUGAAGAACAGCCCAAGCAAAUCAUUGUCACAAGAAAGGGUAUGUUGGAUCCCCUUGAGGUUCACUUGUUGGACUUUCCCAACAUUGUCAUUAAAGGCUCAGAGCUGCAGCUGCCAUUCCAGGCUUGUUUGAAGGUUGAGAAGUUUGGUGAUUUGAUCCUGAAGGCAACAGAGCCCCAGAUGGUACUUUUCAACCUGUAUGAUGACUGGCUGAAGAACAUCUCAUCAUACACUGCUUUCUCCCGCCUCAUCCUUAUCUUGAGAGCCCUCCAUGUCAACAAUGAUCGCACUAAAGUCCUCCUAAAACCUGACAAAACCACUAUCACAGAGCCUCACCACAUCUGGCCUUCCCUCAGUGAUGAAGACUGGGUGAAGGUGGAGGUGCAGCUCAAAGAUCUGAUCCUUGCAGAUUAUGGUAAGAAGAAUAACGUGAAUGUGGCCUCCCUCACUCAAUCUGAAAUUCGAGACAUUAUCUUGGGAAUGGAAAUCAGUGCUCCUUCAGCCCAGAGGCAACAAAUUGCAGAAAUUGAAAAGCAGACCAAGGAGCAGUCUCAGUUGACAGCCACCACUACACGCACUGUGAACAAGCAUGGCGAUGAAAUUAUCACCUCCACCACCAGCAACUAUGAGACAGCAACUUUCAGCAGCAAAACAGAAUGGAGAGUGAGAGCCAUCUCUGCCACCAACCUUCACCUCCGUACCAAUUAUAUUUAUGUUUCGUCAGAUGACAUCAAGGAAACUGGGUUUACAUAUAUCCUGCCAAAGAAUGUACUGAAGAAGUUCAUCAUUAUAUCAGAUCUGCGUACACAGAUAUCUGGCUACCUGUAUGGUGUGAGUCCCCCAGACAACCCUCAAGUUAAGGAGAUUCGUUGCAUAGUUAUGCCACCACAAUGGGGAACACAUCAGAUGGUCCAUCUUCCACACAAACUGCCAACACAUGAUUUUCUGAAUGAGCUAGAGCCCUUAGGAUGGAUUCAUACCCAGCCCAAUGAAUUGCCACAGCUAUCACCACAUGACAUCACAACUCAUGCUACAGUCAUGGCUGACAACAGUUCCUGGACAACUGACCGCACCAUUGUCAUCACCUGUUCCUUCACACCAGGCUCCUGCUCACUUCAGGCCUACAAGCUGACACCCUCUGGGUUUGAGUGGGGCCGCAACAACAAGGACAUGGGCAACAACCCUAAAGGCUACCUGCCCUCUCACUACGAGAAGGUUCAAAUGCUACUCUCAGACCGCUUCCUUGGCCUCUUCAUGACACCACUUCAGGGAUCUUGGAACUACAACUUCAUGGGUGUACGCCAUGAUCCCAAUAUGAAGUAUGACCUUCAACUUGCAAGUCCUAAAGAGUUUUACCAUGAAGUCCAUCGUCCUGCACACUUCCUGAACUUCUCAUCCCUGGAUGAGGCUGACACAGCUGGGGCAGACAGAGACAAUGCCCUGGAGUAAUCCAAUUCCAUAUAUGUUGUUUGGUCAUGUGAUUUUAGUCUAUGAGGAAUUUCAUUGUCAUGAAAUUCAUACAUUUCAUCAGUGAUUAUCAGUUACUGUUCACCAGAGUUCAGUUUAUGUAUCUACACAGUUUUAGUGUGUUGUACAAAGGAUUUAUAACUUUUCAAAGACUUCAAUAAUUUAGAUAUUUGCUAGUGUAAGGAAUUUUUACUAAAGCUUACAGACCUCAGAGGACACUAAUUUGUGUUUUGUGAAGUCAUUUGGCUGUAAUUUUUUUCUCCAGUAAUUUUGUUUGCAGGAAUUAUACAAUAUGAAAGUACCAUUUGCUUUGAAGAGAGGAACGUGCAUCUCAAAGCAAAAGCUGUAUUGCAGUUCUGUGGCUACAACUAUCAUAAAACAUAUGCCACCAUUAUAGUAACAUUUUGACCUUGUGGCACCAAUGUUGUAGUCAUUGUAAAUCCCCUUUGUGGAUACAUGAAUUAUGUUGGAUUGAGGGGUGGGUGGGAGGGAGAUAAAU